AUGAAAAAUAAUCAUGGUGGAUAUCAGGAACACGCCGCCGAUGCCGACGACAACACAUAUCACGAUGGGGAGCCGCCCCGUGGACGCGGCCGGAGCAAGCUCUCCCCCGCGCUCCAGAUCCCCAAGAACCGUAGCACCGGGAACCUUGCCGUGGUGUCUGAGGCAUCAGAGCCGCAGCAAUCGACGUCGCGGAUCAGAUUCUCGCUAGAUGCUGGGUCAGGUGCUAACGCCGACUAUGAUUCAAUCACAAGAUCUCCCCUCGUAACAGACCAUGACCACGGGCUCGGCCUGUCCGGUCUGCGCCGCAUUCGCCAGAACCAUCCGAUCCGCGCACCGACACUGCCAUCUUCCGCCGCGUCUUCUCGAAGCCCUUCCACCAGUCUCGCGAGGUCUACCUCGAUGGUGAUGCUGCCAUCUGGCCAUCAGAUGCCAUUGUCGCCAGGGCCAUCGUCUCCCAACUUUACAGAGGACCUCACACGUUUCCCGUCAGAGUCGCUACACUCGUUUUCCUUCGCACACCAAUCCGAAGACUUUAUACAGAACCGCCAGAGUGUACUCAAACGCUCCAUAGAGUUUAUGAAAGACCGCAUGGGAUGGGCCGUCUCGUCGAAUGCUGCACUCGCCAGUGCUCAAGCCAGAGUGACUGGCGAUGUCGAGACACAAACCAUGCUCGAUCUCUUGGCAAGAGCACAACUGAUUGGUGCUGGAAACCUCCCACAUGGAGAGUCGGCUUUUGUUCCUGGGCCUCUCACUGGGCCUGCCGAGAUGUCUGCCGACAACGUCUUCGAGAGAGACUUCAUUCCGAGGACGAGCAGUCCGGAUUCAUACUCGACAGCAAUGCUUUCCCCGACUAAUACGAGGGAAUCCCACCCAGGGAGUCUGGCGGCGGAGAACAGAAUAGAUGAGAAUUUAGCUGUCUCGCCCAGUUCAAGAUAUUUGCAAGUUGUAAAGGACCAGCCAGGUUCUGAAGAGUCUUCGAGGGCGUCGACGAACGAGAGUGGGACAACGGCAAAGUCCUCGCCGCCAGCAUCGGUCAAACCCAGCUUGAAGAGGACCUAUACAGACGUGGCACCAAUGACGAUGCAGCAGAAGCUGAUGGACGCCAUGUCUCAACCGUUUGUCACUGGUCAGCCAGGCAUAUACCCUGAUUCGCUGGUAUCCCCGACUCUGCCCACACAGCUUGGCUCGUCACUUAAUGUUCCCGGGGCCAUCGGUCCCGCUGUGCAUGGCCAUUCAACCCGGUGGGUGCCGGCGGCUCAGGCUAUCUUCACCACAGAGGCCAAACCGCCAUGGACCAUUCUCGCCGCAAACGAUCUCGCAUGUCUGGUCUUCGGUGUCACUAAGGCCGAGGUACGGAAGAUGGGCAUUCUUGAAGUUGUGCAAGAAGAGCGCCGGGCAUGGUUAGAGAACAAGCUCACAGGUUCUGAUGUUGACGAGAUGGUGCAGCCGCCUGCCCAAAGGGAGGCCCCUUCGCCACCCCAGGCCUCGAGUGGCUCUGCUUUCCUCGGAGGCAGGGGAGGCAUCACAGCUCAGCUAUUGAGCAAGCCAAACUCGAGAACGCAGCCACCCAAGGCUCCCGAACGUCGGGCACAAACCGUCCAUAAUGCGGAUUUGACUCCUUCGAAGUCCCGUGUAGGUUCACACCAUAAUAGCACGAAAUCCAGGGGCGUCUUGCUUUGUGGAGACGUAGUACCAAUUCAGAAGCGCAAUGGGGCCACAGGCGCUGCUAGUAUAUGGGUCAAGGAGAAGCGAGUUGGACUAAUCUGGGUGCUGGAAGAAAUCCACGAGGAUGUCGCGUUCCUAACUCUAGAUGAAGACGGCAUGGUGACCAAAAUCACUGGCGAGACCGUCCCCAUCUGGGGAGAGAACACCCCUCAGGGUGGUAUCGAUGUGGGAAAGCUCAUAACACGUAUUCCGCGCCAAGGAAUCGAUCCACGAGAAGGUGCCAUUGACUAUGCUCAGAUUGCAAGGCGAAAAUAUUUUACUUGCCGCAACAGUAGCAAGAUCAACAUCCCUGCAACGAUUUCUCAGACAAGAGGGCAGACCGAGCUACGUGUUUCAAGCUAUCCACAUAUUGCCGGCAUUGUGGUCGUUGAAACAGCGUCUCUGAAGAUCAAGAGCUCAAACUCGGUGUUCUGCGGAGCGCUGUUUGGCUACGAAAAGCCCGACGGCCUUCCCAUCAAUUCUCUGAUACCCGAUUUCGAUAGGAUUCUGAAGAUACUCACCGAACAAGAAGGUGUCGACCUUCACGAUGGUAUUGUUAUCCCCGAGCACAACUUCAGGAGAGCUGCGGCUUUCUUUGCCAUUCGGGAGGGUAGGCCUGAUGCCGCAACAAACUUCCUGAAUCCAGAGGGUCUGCCCGCUAAGCACCGUGAUGGUACUGAACUCAAAAUCGAUCUCCAGAUGAGAGUAGUAAAGAGUGAGAAACAAUCGGCACACGACUCAGGGGCAAGCGACGAUGAAUUAUCCCCAAUAGAAGAAGCGGUUUCUCAAAAGGAAUCCGAGAUGGUGUUCGCGUUGUGGAUAACCUAUUCAAGACAUCUUCACGUUCCAAGGACUGCCUCUAUCAUUCCCAGCUCACCAAUUAUGUCUGGUGCAGCUACACCUCUACACCAGCCCUCUCCAGGCCAAACACCAGCACACACGCCCCAAGAAGUGGCGUCUGAUUCCGACGAACCUCGAAAGGUCUCGACAGCGUCCGCAUUGACGCAACAGCUCAAAGACGUGGCCAAGAAUGCAGUAGGGAGGAUUACUGGCUCUACAAAAGCCGACGAAAAGACUGUGCAAUCUGCCUCCAAGCCAGCCGAAGCACCGAAAGGGAAAAAGACGAUCAACGAUUUCGUGAUCCUAGAAGAUAUGGGCCAAGGAGCGUACGGUCAGGUCAAACUCGCUCGUUACAAGCAUAACGGAGGUCGGAAAGUCGUUCUGAAGUACGUGACUAAACGACGCAUCCUGGUGGACACCUGGACGCGAGAUCGCCGCCUGGGUACCAUUCCCCUGGAGAUUCACGUUCUCAACUAUCUCCGACGGGAGGACUUGAAGCACCCGAACAUCGUCGAAAUGGAAGACUUUUUCGAGGAUGAGACGAACUACUACAUCGAAAUGGCGCCUCACGGCCUGCCUGGGAUGGAUUUAUUUGACUACAUUGAGCUUCGAGCCAACAUGGAAGAAGACGAAUGCCGCAGCAUAUUCGUACAGGUUGCAAAGGCUGUGCAUCACCUGCACACGAAGGCGACUGUGGUGCACCGAGACAUUAAAGACGAGAACGUUAUUCUUGAUGGCGAGGGUCACAUCAAGCUUAUUGACUUCGGCAGCGCAGCUUAUAUCAAAAGUGGGCCUUUCGAUGUUUUCGUGGGCACGAUUGAUUAUGCGGCUCCCGAAGUCCUCGCAGGCAAACCGUAUGGAGGUAAAGAACAAGAUGUGUGGGCUCUGGGCAUUCUGCUCUACACUAUCAUUUACAAAGAGAACCCGUUUUACAGCAUUGACGAGAUAAUGGAUCGUGAUCUGCGGGUACCAUAUACGAUCAGCGACGACAGCAUCGAUCUCAUCCGUUGCAUGCUCAAUCGUGACGUAUCCCAGCGGUUCAAUAUCGAGCAAGUCAUGAAGCACCCUUGGUGCCAGGUGGAGGAAUAG
Molecule: messenger RNA, 3633 nt
Organism: Neoarthrinium moseri
Lineage: Eukaryota; Fungi; Ascomycota; Sordariomycetes; Amphisphaeriales; Apiosporaceae
Exons: 4
Coding region: 1-3633 (1210 amino acids)
Biological process (GO): intracellular signal transduction; protein phosphorylation; negative regulation of glycogen biosynthetic process
Cellular component (GO): cytoplasm; cytosol; nucleus
Molecular function (GO): ATP binding; protein serine/threonine kinase activity
Source: RefSeq, a predicted model, not a curated record